This is a messenger RNA of Bipolaris oryzae ATCC 44560, 249 nucleotides long. RefSeq lists its product as uncharacterized. The record is from RefSeq and is a predicted model, not a curated record. Gene Ontology annotation, cellular component: membrane. The transcript has 2 exons. NCBI's taxonomy places the organism in Eukaryota, Fungi, Ascomycota, Dothideomycetes, Pleosporales, Pleosporaceae. The coding region runs from base 1 to 249 and encodes 82 amino acids.
AUGCCAUCAAGCACCAGAAGCAUUUGUCUCUACUUCCUUGCCAUUUGGCUGCCCUUCCUGCCCGUCCUCAUGCUGCGUGGCUGUGGUGCAGACGUUCUGAUUAACAUCGCCCUGGACCUGCUUGGAUGGAUCCCAGGUGUCAUUCAUGCCUGGUAUAUCAUUAGCCAAAACGAGAAGCGGGAGUAUGUUCAUGUUGAACCCGGAUAUGGAAGGGGACAUGGUUACCGGGAGAAGAGGGUGAAGUAUUAG